Molecule: messenger RNA, 2456 nt
Organism: Oenanthe melanoleuca
Lineage: Eukaryota; Metazoa; Chordata; Aves; Passeriformes; Muscicapidae
Gene: AIP
Product: aryl hydrocarbon receptor interacting protein
Exons: 6
Coding region: 652-1896 (414 amino acids)
Molecular function (GO): protein binding; peptidyl-prolyl cis-trans isomerase activity
Source: RefSeq, a predicted model, not a curated record
GCCCCCGGCGCCUCCCGGCCUCGGCACCGACCGCACGCAGCUCCCGACACCUGCGCUGCCGCCGAGAACGCCGGCCCUGCCCCGCGGUAAAGCCACAAGUAGGUGGGCACAGAGCCCACUUGAUUUCUGGGGGACACACCUGGGUAAGCUGGGACUAAACAUUACCGAAAAACAACGCGUGUACGGGGGGGACAGGAACUCCCUUGUAGUCUGUCCUGUGGGUGUGUGAGGACGGGUCUGAGCCACGCCGCAGCAGUGCUGAGCAGUCACAGUGCUGGCAGAACAGAGUGCACUCUACGAGGUCACUCCUGCAGCAGCGCAGUCACCUGCAUUUUGGUUCCGAUCUUUGUGUGGGACUGUGGAUCGGCCACCUGCCAGUGUCCUUGUGUCACCCUUGGAUGGCUUGUGGGCUGGGCUGAACCCUGCUAAACUCUGAGGUGUCCUCCCCAACGGUGUCGCACGGCCCUGCCGUGGCUGUCUAUCCCGCACGGAGACCCGGCUGGGCUGGCGGGAGGAGACCACCCGGUUUCGUUCUCUCCGCGGCGGGCGGGGAACCUCACAGUGCGUCCCCGAGACAUUAUCAACUUUCCGUGCUACACCGCGGCCCUUCCACGUUGGUGGCAGAGUGUCACAGAAGGCUUUCAAUCCGGAAUGCGUCCCGUGUCUCCUGGAGAGGGUGGCGGGGACACGGGAAACCACGAGAACCACGCAGGAACAGGGGGCGCGGCUGCCGCCCUGACCACGCCCCCUGCCCAGUCCACGCCUCUUUCCUGGAGCCCCCGCCCCGCCGAGCCACCUCCGGGCCGGCAGGGGGCGCCCCGCGCAGCCACCGCUAUCCGGAAAGAGCCGAGCGGCAACGGAGGCGGCCGAGCCAGGGCUGGAGGCGCGGGCGGAGCGGGAGCGAUGGCGCAGCAAGUCGAGCAGCUGCGGGCGGACGGCGUGGACAAGGAGGUGCUGCGGGAGGGCACCGGGCCGCUGCCAGACUUCCGCGACGGCACCAAGGCCACUUUCCACUACCGGACGCUGCGGUGCGGGGAUGAGGAGACGCCGGUGGACGAUAGCAGGGCGCGGGGGAAACCCAUGGAGCUCAUCGCUGGGAAAAAGUUCAAGCUGCCUGUGUGGGAAGCGGCGCUGCGAACCAUGCGGCCCGGCGAGCGUGCGCGCUUCCGCUGCGACGCCAAGCACGUGGUGCUUUACCCGCUAGUGUCCAAGAGCCUGCGGAACAUCGCAGCGGGGAAGGACCCGCUGGAGGGGCAGCGGCACUGCUGCAGCAUCGCCCAGAUGCACGAGCACUACUCCCUGGGGUACCCCGACCUCGACGAGCUCCAGAAGAACCCCCAGCCCCUCAUCUUCGAUAUCGAGGUGCUGAAGGUGGAGCCACCCGGCUCCUACCAGCAGGACCCAUGGGCCAUGACAGAUGAGGAGAAGCUCCAGGCUGUGCCCCAGAUCCACAAGGAAGGCAACGAGCUGUACCGGCAGGGCAAAGUGCCUGAGGCAGCUGCCAAAUACUACGAUGCCAUCGCCUGUCUCAAGAACCUGCAGAUGAAGGAGCAGCCAGGCUCUCCAGACUGGAUUGAGCUGGACCAGAAGAUCACACCCCUGCUCUUAAACUACUGCCAGUGCAAGCUGCAGUGUGAGGAGUACUACGAGGUGCUGGAUCACUGCUCCUCCAUCCUCAACAAGUACGAGGACAAUGUCAAGGCCUACUUCAAGCGGGGCAAGGCCCAUGCAGCAGUGUGGAACGUGGCCGAGGCACAGGCCGACUUUGCCAAAGUGCUGGCACUCGACCCCUCGCUGCGGCCCGUGGUCUCCAAGGAACUGCGGAGCCUGGAAGCGCGGCUGCGGGAGAAGGACGCCGAAGACAAGAUCCGCUUCAAGGGCAUCUUCUCCCAGUAGAGUCCGUGGCAGCAAGGGAGAGCCCAGCGCUCUCAGGACAGGUUCUUUUAGAUAUUCCACAUGUGGAAUGGUCAUGGAUGUUUAUUAAUGUUUAAUACAGAUUUUACUUAUUUGAAGUCAGUGGAAAUGGCCCCAGAGCUAGCCACGGCCUGGGGACACAGCCAGGCACUUAGGUGGCAGCAUAAAGCAUCACAGCACACGGCUGAAGCUCUUUGCUGGGCUCUAGACUCUGGUCAUUGUCACGCCAGGGAUGUGUGGGUCACAAGAGCCCGCUGCUCCCUGCCAACUUUUAUCACUUAUUUGGUGUUUUUAUACUUUAUGAUGGCCAUGGAGGGGCAGCGCCGAGCCUCAGCCCCAGCUCCAACCCGUUCAUGCCUGUUCUCCUCUGUGCCAUGUCAUUGUCACUUCUCCAGACUGUUGCUAUCAUCCCAAACCAGCGUCUCCUCUUGUCAUGUCAGUGUCAGGAAUAUUUUAUAUAGAAUAACAGCUUGCUCCUGCUAUCUCUAUAAACCUCUGGUCAUGCUGUGCCAAGAUAAACUCAAGUAAAACCAGUCACUACC